This is a messenger RNA of Spinacia oleracea (spinach), 3494 nucleotides long. RefSeq names its product DNA repair endonuclease UVH1. Gene Ontology annotation, biological process: double-strand break repair via homologous recombination; nucleotide-excision repair involved in interstrand cross-link repair; resolution of meiotic recombination intermediates. Lineage: Eukaryota; Viridiplantae; Streptophyta; Magnoliopsida; Caryophyllales; Amaranthaceae. Gene Ontology annotation, molecular function: damaged DNA binding; single-stranded DNA binding; single-stranded DNA endonuclease activity. The record is from RefSeq and is a predicted model, not a curated record. The transcript is spliced from 9 exons. Gene Ontology annotation, cellular component: nucleotide-excision repair factor 1 complex. Bases 219 to 3161 code for a protein of 980 amino acids.
UGACCUUUUUGGGCUUUUAGUUACUUCAACUGAAACAACCACCUUCAUCUGUUCAUCCUCUUUCUUCCCGCCAUCUUACCUCCUUCAAUGCAGAGGACAGAGAAAACCCCAAAUUCAAUCUCUGCAAAACCCUAGAAAUCUCAAUUCUUGUCGUAAACUUAAAAAAUACCACCAAAUCAAAUAGAAAAGAACCCUGAUUUCACAAUUGAGAAGAACAAAUGGUACAAUUUCACGAGCAUAUAAUAUCGGACCUCUUGGAAGAUCCAAAUGGGGGCUUAGUGGUUCUCUCUUCCGGUCUUUCUCUCCCCAAACUCGUCGCAAAUCUUCUCUCCCUGCACUCCUCCGAUCAAGGUACUCUCUUAAUCCUUUCUGCCAACCCUUGCCAACGAAAAUCAAUCCUAAUUUCAAACCCUAACCCUAAUUUCAACGACGGACCUACCGAAAUCACUUCGGAGCUGCCGUCUCACCAGCGCAACGCACUUUACACUUCCGGCGGCGUUUAUUUCAUUACUUCUCGUAUUCUCAUUGUUGAUCUUCUCACCUCUAGAAUUCCCACUUCGAAAAUUGCCGGCAUUCUUAUUCUAAAUGCACAUUCUCUCUCCGAGACCUCGACGGAAGCGUUUAUCGUUCGAAUUUUGAGGUCGUUUAAUAAGAAUGCCUAUAUAAGGGCGUUUUCUGAUAAGCCUUUUGCUAUGGUUUCUGGGUUUGCGAAGGCGGAGAGGAUUAUGAAGUGUUUGUUCGUUAGAAAGCUGCAUUUGUGGCCAAGGUUUCAGGUGUAUGUUUCGCAGGAACUCGAGAGGAGCCCUUCUGAGGUGGUAGAUGUUAGAGUUCCUAUGAAUUCGGCGAUGAAAGGGAUUCAAAAGGCCAUAAUUGAAGUUAUGGAUGCUUGUUUGAAAGAAAUGAGGAGGACUAAUAAGGUUGAUGUUGAGGAUUUAACAGUUGAAAAUGGGUUGUUCAAAUCUUUUGAUGAGAUUAUUAAGAGACAAUUAGACCCAAUUUGGCAUACAUUAGCUAAGAAGACUAAACAGCUUGUUUCGGAUUUGAAGACCUUGAGGAAGCUGUUGGAUUAUCUUGUUAGGUAUGACGCGGUUACUUAUUUGAAGUAUUUGGAUUCACUGAGGGUUUCAGAGAGUUUUAGGUCAGUCUGGAUUUUUGCGGAAUCAAGUUAUAAGAUAUUUGAGUAUGCAAAGAAACGGGUGUACCUUUUUACAAAAACAGAAGCCGGGAAGCCAAGUGAGCAGAGCAAAAAUGUGUCAGGGAAGAAGAGAAAGUUGAAGGAGAGCAGCACUGAGAAAGAAGCUUCAAGUGGAGGAGUUUUUGUUCAAGAGAUUCUGGAGGAACCACCAAAGUGGAAGGUGUUACGUGACAUUUUAGAGGAGAUUGAAGCAGAGAGGAAGAAACAAGAAUCAUCAAGUGAUGAAAUUGUGAUUGAAAAUGAAGAUGAUAGCAAUGGAAUUGUUUUAGUAGCAUGCAAGGACGAGCAUUCAUGCAUGCAGCUUGAGGAUUGCAUUACAAAUGGCCCUAAGAAGGUCAUGCGGGAAGAAUGGGAGAAAUACUUGCUAAGCAAAGUAGAACUGAAAGGUUAUCAAGGACGACACAAAGGUGCUAAGAAGAAAACAAAAGAGCCUAAAGGUAUUGGAAUACUUGAUGGAGUUGUUCCAAGAACUGGUAAAGAAGAUGCAGAGGUUAGCAGCACAAACAAGCAGGAAAAUGAUGCGCUACUGGCUGCUGCAUCAGCGGUAAAAAAAUUAUCCAAGAAAGAAGCAACCUCUGUAGAUACCUGUCAACAAAAUGUUGUCAAUGAAGAAAAUGCACCAGGAAAAAGAAAGGGGAAAAGCGAGAAACCCUUGCAGGAAAAACAGGGCAUAGAAAAGCACAAUAAUAACCGUCGCAAAUCUAAAAGUAUUGAUAAAUCUCAAGUUGCUAGUCCUGUUAAUGAAGAUGAGAUAACUGGUGAUAAUACAAUAUCUGAAGAUGGUCUUCUUGAAGGCGAACAAAGAACUCUACUUGCUGAAAAUGGGGUCCUUAGGAGACAUACUGAAGAUAUUAGUGCUGAUGCUCCCACAAGCCAGAGGACACUACCCCCUGUACAUUUUCAUGCCCUAGAAAGUGAUCAGCCUAUACUUGACAUUUUGAAGCCAUCUGUAAUCAUUGCUUACCACCCUGAUAUCACCUUUGUUCGGGAAGUGGAGGUCUACAAUGCUGAGAAUCCUUCCAAGAAGCUGAAAGUUUACUUUCUCUUCUAUGAAGAUUCGACCGAAGUGCAGAAGUUUGAAGCAAGUAUACGCCGUGAAAAUGGCGCAUUCGAGUCUUUGAUUAGGCAAAAAUCGAUGAUGAUGAUUCCAGUUAACCUGGAUGACCAUCUUCUGGGUUUAGAUUAUCCUAUUGAGUCACAAUCAUCAGUGACACAAAACUCAAUAACCAGAAAAGCUGGUGGAAGAAAGGAAGCUGAGAAAGAAAUGCAGGUUAUAGUGGACAUGAGAGAGUUCAUGAGCAGCCUUCCAAAUGUCCUCCACCAGAAGGGCAUGCGCAUAAUACCAGUGACCUUGGAAGUUGGCGACUACAUCCUCUCCCCGUUGAUAUGUGUAGAAAGGAAGAGCAUCCAGGAUCUGUUUGGAAGUUUCGCGUCUGGACGGCUCUAUCAUCAAAUCGAGACAAUGGUGCGAUAUUAUAGAAUACCUGUUCUCUUGAUCGAGUUUUCACAAGACAAGAGCUUCUCUUUUCUGUCAGCAAGUGAUAUUGGUGAUGAUGUUACACCAAAUAGUAUCAUCUCAAAGCUAACGUUGCUAGCUAUGCACUUCCCCCGCUUGCGUAUUGUCUGGUCUCGCAGUUUGCAUGCAACAGCUGAAAUAUUUGCCUCCCUUAAAGCAAACCAAGAUGAACCCGAUGAGGUCAAAGCAACAAGAGUUGGUGUACCCUCAGAAGAAGGAAUUGUUGAGGAUGAUGUGAGAGCUGAAAACUACAACACAUCUGCUGUGGAGUUCUUGAGACGACUGCCAGGUGUCACGGAUUCAAACUACAGGACCAUAAUGGAUGGAUGCAACAGCUUAGCUGAUCUGGCUCUUGUUCCAAUUGAGAAGCUGGCUGAUUUGAUGGGCGGCCAGAAAGCUGCUCGCACCCUCAGGGAAUUUCUUGAUGCCAAGUACCCAACUAUGUUAUGAGUGAGCUGACAAUGGGUUGGGUUGGGUUGGGUCGGAAUCAGGUCAGCCCAUUAAUAAACGAGUUGAGAUUGCAGUGGUGAGUCGCUGAGUCCAAUAUUGUGUAGGCGUUUGCUACAUUAAAAACCUAGAAUUUUUUUACAAGUCCAUCUGAUUGUACUGGAAGAUAGGGUAAGGAAUUUCAAUUUUUUAUUUUAACCUUAUACCUCUGUGUUUAUUUGAAUUCUACGUUGUACCCAUGCAUUUAAAAUCGUUUAUGUUGUGCCCCUGUAAUUAUAAAAAACAACCAACUUUAUCCUUGUUGUUAAUCUGAUUUUAACAAAUACUAUUUGCAUU